Rattus norvegicus (Norway rat) is the source of this 2170-nucleotide messenger RNA. RefSeq names its product occludin/ELL domain containing 1 (gene Ocel1). Lineage: Eukaryota; Metazoa; Chordata; Mammalia; Rodentia; Muridae. The record is from RefSeq and is a predicted model, not a curated record.
GACUCCAUCUUCCAAAAAUACCAGAAGGCUCGUCAAGUGGCUCAGCUGAUAAAGACAACUGCCACAAAGCAUGACAGCCUGAGUUCCACCCCAGAGCAUGAGCAAAAUAAACAGUAAGAAUAAGGGACAAAAAGCCAAUCAGAAACUAUAUUUAAUAUAUUUACUGUAACUCCAGGGAAUCUGACACUCACAUACAUGUACACACACAUACAUAGUUAAUAUAAGAAACGUCCAUUCUUAGGGGUUGGGGAGAUGACUGUAAGAGUAUGCAGAGGGCUAGAGAAAUGGCUCAGCGAUUAAGAGCACUGACUGCUCUUCCAGAGGUCCUGAGUUCAAUUCCCAGCAACCACAUGAUGGCUCACAAUCAUCUACAAUGAGAUCUGGUGCCCUCUUCUGGCAUGUAGGCACACAUGCAGAUGGAACACUGUAUAGCUAAUAAAUAAAAUCUUUAAAAAAAAAAAAGAGUAUGCAGAUAUAGGUUCGAAUCCCCAGUACCCUUCUAAAAUGGCAGAGGUGAGGAGCAGGAGCCUAUCAUCCCAGUGCUAUGAGAUACAGGCAGAACUACCUGGAGCUCACUGGCCAACCAGAGUAGCCAAAAGGUUUAGGGAAACUGUCAAAAAAAAAAGUAGGGCUGGACGACACCCAACUACCUGUACUGGUCCUUGCGUGUGUACAAAACCACAGAGAUCUUUUUAAAUACAAUUGCUAAAGAAAGUUGGUAAAAACAAAACUACCUGGUUUUCCCAAUAGACUGGGGAAAAUGAAGAGGCCAAAGAGCGCUGUGAAGGGCUGUUUCCAACCCUGCGAGGAGCUCUCGCCACAGGCUCCGCCCGCCCGCAGAGCCCCGCCCUAGUGGUCGAGCGCCCGCGCCAGCGGCUCCGCCCGCAGUUCCUGCACAGCUGCGCUCCCGGCGGCAGAGCCAGGGGCAGCUCCGGGACAGGUGACACCGAGCGGAACCAUCGGAUAACCACAGGCGGGCAGGGGCCGGGAGCUCCGCGGGCCGAAACCCCGCGAGGCAGGAGGCAGGGAGGCGGUUUCGACUCGGCCCAGGGUCGACCUCCGCGGCUUUGCGCUUUUCCGGUUUCAAGGAUGGGGCGGGGCCUGCGGUGCACCGUCAGCCACUCUGGUGCGUGACGGCACGGUGACGCCACGGCGCCUCUUCCACGCCCCUUUCCGGGGUCCGCACCGUGGGACAGAAUCUGGGUUGCGCGGCCAGCCAACCGCGCUCGCGUAUGCAAAUACCCGCAGGCCCCUCCUCCAGGCGCCGCUCACGCGGUCCUCUGGCCUGCGGAUCCCAGUCCAGGCGCUCAGGCCCUGAUGCCACUUGCAAUUCGCGCCCUGCCGCCGGGGGUCGCCAGAGCGCUACGGCACCAUGCAUGCCUGCCCGGGAGCGUCCGCAGCCCCGCGCCGGACGGCCGCACUGCCAGCCCAGGCCCAGUGAGCUCCGCACGAGGCCCCGGAAGAUCGUGUUUGCGGAUGAGCUGCAACCCCGGGCCCCACUGCACCCAGAGAAGCAUCCCAGGGAUCUGGGACCCCGCCCCAACCCAGUGCCUGACUACGAGCUUAAGUACCCACCAGUGACCAGCAGAAGGGACCGAAGCCGCUAUGCCGCAGUGUUUCAGGACCAGUACGAAGAGUUCUUGGAGCUCCAGCGGCAGGUGGGGGCCAUGCAGGCUAAGCUCCAGCAACUGGAGGCUCUGCUGCUGUCACUGCCCCCGCCGCGAAGCCAGGUCAGCCCAGGACCUCCUGUGCCCCAGCCUCCCUGCGGCUGUGCUGCGUCUACCGGGUGGAAUGCUGUCACAGCCAUGGUGGCCCUUCUGAGCCCCUUCCCCACCUUGCCCUUUCAGAAGGAGGUUCGCAUGGCAGCUCAUGUCAGAAGAGAGUUUGAGAAGAAGCGGGUGGUGAGUGGAGACCCCUGAGGCCACAGAUUUGGGAUCCUGGUUUCCUGGAUAAGCAAGCUCGCUGUGACUACCUGAAGGGUAAACUGAGGCACCUCAAGGCCCAGAUCCGCAAAUUUGAUGACCAAAGGGACAGCAACAGUGAGAACUCCGUGUACUUCUGAGUGUCUUAGACAUGGUGGUCGGCUCCUCUUCCCACGGGGAACCACACCAGUUCUUCCCGGGAAAGCAAGUCCUGUUGAGAAUCCCAGAGAAUAAACAUGGAAUAGACA